GCAGCGCUACAGCAGUAAAUUGAGGGGCGCUGCUAGCUUAGAUAUUACGGUUUUUACACAUCAACAUGCGCCGCUGUCGCUUCAGCAGCAGAACCGACUGAUAACAACUGUGAUGUGAUUUAAUGGAGAUCACACAGAACCUCGAGCUGUCGGUCGCUUAUUUGUGCGGUUUUGAAUCUUCUGAUGACCAGCUUUGCAGCUUUCAACUACCGGAACGUGCAAUCAAGUGUUCAUUCCCUUUCCAGCUAGUGUUAGCAUAGUGGCUGCAAUGUAGGUAACGUUAGCUGGGAUGCUUGGACACAAAUAAAACAGCCCAGCUCCGGUGUUUGGACCUGCUUUGUGAUAAGUCACAUUGUUCUUUGUCUGGAAUGCAUCUCUCCAAGAAAUGUUCCGUCUUCAAAGUGGUGCUGAGUGCUCUGCUAAUAGUGGCGCUCCUGCAGCUCAUAUACCUGUCCUUCCUGUCUAAGUUUCACGGAAAGCAGCAGCGGUAUCGGUACUCUGAGCUCUUUGGAGGCUCUGCAGGUAAGAAAAAUGCACACCACGAGAAAAACACGAGGAAGGGACAUCUAAAAUACUCGUUGUCUUCAGGUGGGAUCUUCGACAACAGUGGGCAGUACAGAGUGUACAAGCACUUGAUUAAAAGUGAUUUCACCUCAAAUCAGAUGCCAGGCUCCAACCCAAAUGCUAAUAUCGUAGCUUUGGCCACUCAUACAACUAUCAACAACCUGCACCACCUGGAAUCUUUAUUGGAAAGAUGGCAAUCUCCCCUCUCUGUGGCCAUAUUUGCACACGGGGAAGAUGUCAAGUUUGCCACUGCCCUGGUCUAUGCACUCAGCUUCUUCUGCCCUCAGAUUCAAGCACUGGUGGAUUUCCACUUGGUCUGCCAGUCAGGAGAGAUGGCCAGUUUUCCUGAACAGGACCGUGAACAUUUUGCAGGGCUUGAGGACUGUGCUUCUGUGUUCUCCAGACUGGAGACCCACAGGGAUAAAUACAAGAACUACGUCAUCAAUGGAAAUGUCUCCUACCCCAACAACCUCCUUCGUAAUGUUGCUCGAGGGGGCACAGAUGCCUCCUACAUCCUGGUCAUUGACAUUGACAUGAUGCCAAGUGCAGAUCUGCAGCAGCAGUUCUUGGCCAUGGUCAUGAGGCGAGAGCCAGCAAAUGAUGAGGUGUUUGUACUGCCAGCUUUUGAGAUCCGCCACGCUAGGAAGAUUCCUGCCACCAAGGCAGAGUUGGUUCAACUCUACCAGGUUGGUGAAGUCCGGCCAUUUUAUGAAGAGCUGUGUCCUCGCUGCCAAGCCCCCACCAACUACUCCCAGUGGGUUAAUAGCCACGUUAGAAGGACAGGCACUCUGGAGAUUGCUUACACACUCACCUGGAUGGACCCCUGGGAGCCUUUCUACAUCGGGCCUCGCACUGUGCCCCUCUAUGAUGAGAACUUCAAGCAGUAUGGUUUUAAUCGAAUUAGUCAGGCCUGUGAGCUCCAUGUGGCCGGAUACAAGUUCUCUGUGCUGAGCUCUGCCUUCGUCGUGCACCGAGGAUUCAAGAUUCAAGGGGAGUUCCACGCCAGAAAAGAUGAGGAGAACAAGCGCAACCGAGUUCUGUUUCGCAGCUUCAAAGAAGGCCUGAAAACCAAAUACCCAUCUUCCACCCGCCGAUGUUGAACAAAGAUGGAGACCUUGUUUCCUGUUUUGUCUCAAUCUCCAGUAAAGCGCUCUCUCUAUCCAACUUUCAAUGUCAGCACAUAAAUGUCCUAGUUUUCUGUUGAUGCCACAGAUGGAGUAAUUUCUGGGAACUAGUUAUGCCUGAAAGAGAGAAAUGAUCCUUCAAGAAUGGUGGAAAUUGGUCAGUAAAUCACAAGUUUCCAAUGUUUUGAUUCAAUUGCACAUUCAGAUGCUGGAUUGUAUAUGAGAUCUAGUUCAUAUAAUAUUUGAGGAAAAUUUUCUAUUUUAAAUUAAUUUUAAACUCAUCGCGCUACUAAAAUAGAUACAAGAAUCCGACUGCAAGAGCAUGUCUGGAUAUAUUCAAAGAAAAAGCCCCAAAUUUCAAUAGUUAACCUUUUAACUUUUUAAAGGACGAUCAAAGAGUUACUGAUUUCAGAAUAGCAACAGUACCUAAAGCCUCUUCCUUUCAUGUGUUAUCUGACCACCAGAUGGCAAUAGUAACCUUAGGGUCAACCACAUAGUUUAAAUAUACUUGGAAUCCUAGCAUUCAGAGAAUAGUUAAGAAUAGAGAAGAUACAACGUCAGUGUUUAGUGCUCCAAAGGAUGCCUUCAAAAAUGUCCAGCCCCCAUGAGUGCUUGUUCAUGGCACAUACAGACUGAAAACAUUUGUCUCAUGAGAGCCAACUUUACAUAACACAAUUUACAACACUUACUUUGUGCCAACACUGGAAAAAGACUGUAUUAUAACACUAAGAAUCGAACACUGCUGGUCCUGUGUAUUGCCUGGCUUGAUUUUAGGGUUUGUUUUUUUACUUCUGGAAAUGCACUAUGGACACAGGCAGCUACAGGCAAAAAUGUAGCAUGGUUAGAGACAAAUACAAUACAUAGUAAACCACAAGCAAAAGCAGCCUGAGUUGUCAAAAUGAUAGCUGUGGAAACAGUUCUUCUAACACCACUAUUUAAAAAUAGCUCUUUUUUAUCUUGACUUGAUUCUGUAAUUCUACAACACAUGCUUAGAUAUUUAAACCUUGACCACCGUUCUUCCUGUCUAUGUACUGCAGUGUACGCAUAAACAAAAAAGACCUUUCUGAUUAGUUUUUGUUGUUAGUGUUAUGUAUCUGUUGAUUUUUGAAAGUUAAAUAUUUUUUCUUCUUCAUUCUUUGUAUGUAUGAUAUAUGUAUUGUGAAAAUAUUUUCUUAAACAAGAAUUGUUUGAACUAUUUUUAACAAGCUUAAGCAGAAAAAGGUGGCACACAAUUUGAACCACUAUACACUCAUUUAUGCAGUAUUUUUGAAGUUGGAUCCUUUUCAACAAAUGACCUAAUGUGAUUACGAUGUGCUAGUCUAUUUAUUGUGUCAUCAGUUACUCACAAACACAUUGUUUUUUGUAUUUAUUUAUUUUAUUUGAUAUCUAUCGGCCUGAUUUGUGUUGUUGGAAUUUGAAUAAAACCUGGACAAUU
Melanotaenia boesemani (Boeseman's rainbowfish) is the source of this 3123-nucleotide messenger RNA. RefSeq names its product beta-1,4-glucuronyltransferase 1 (gene b4gat1). NCBI's taxonomy places the organism in Eukaryota, Metazoa, Chordata, Actinopteri, Atheriniformes, Melanotaeniidae. The transcript has 2 exons. The coding region runs from base 369 to 1664 and encodes 431 amino acids. Gene Ontology annotation, molecular function: glucuronosyltransferase activity. The record is from RefSeq and is a predicted model, not a curated record.